AUGAGUUCUGAGCAUGUAAAUGGCCUGCUCACUACGGCUACAGUCACGGCGGCCAUGGCUUCGCUUGCUCUAUUGCAGAAAAAGCGGGCAACAGCUUACAAAUCUUCGAGUAGCAAUUUAAUCGGCCAGCGUCGACCAAGCGCCAACGUUUUGGCCUUAAACGGUCACACGCAUCUGGCUAUGGUGCAAAAUGGUCACGUCUUAGCUGACCCGUCCGAAGGAUUCGAACUUUAUCCUAUCGACUUCUCGAUGCACGUCCAAAUUCGACAGAACGUGCUGCAAAAAUUUCUACAGACGCACCCUGAAGCUGAGAAUAGCGCAGCGGCUAUUCUACUGCACGGUGGUGUCGAAGUAGAUCGGUAUGACACGGACAUCCAAUAUAAUUUUCACCAGGAGAGUUUCUUUCAAUAUCUUUUUGGUGUACGCGAACCCGGGUGUGCCGGUCUGAUAGACUUAACUACACGCAAGACUGUGCUGUUUGUGCCACGAUUAAGCGAAGAAUGGGAACUAUGGUGUGGAGAUCGCAAGCCCUUGGCUUACUUCAAGGCUCACUACAAAGUAGACGAGGUGUUUUUCAUGGACGAAAUGGCGGUCGUACUGGCUAAAAAUAUCAAAGUCCAGAAGCUGUACGUUUUGCACGGUAAGAAUACGGAUAGUGGCUUGGAGACGACCACUACAUCGACUUUCGAGGGAAUUGAAGCGUUUGAAGUGGACAAAAUGGCGCUGCAUCCCAUUCUGGUUGAAUGCCGUGUAAUCAAAACGGAGAAAGAAUUGGCGCUGCUUCGUUUUGUCAACAAAUUGUCUUCACGAGCUCAUGUGAAUGUCAUGAAAAAUAUAUGUCCGGGUAAGAUGGAGUUUCAUGCUGAAAGCGAUUUUCUUCAUUAUGUGUAUAGUAAUGGAGGUGCGCGAUUUCAUGCGUACACUUGCAUUUGCGGCAGUGGCCACAAUGCCUCGGCAUUGCACUAUGGCCAUGCUGGAGCCCCAAAUGAUAAACUCCUUGAAACGGGUGAUUUCUUUUUGAACGAUAUGGGCGGAGAGUUACAUGGCUACACCUCGGAUAUUACGUGUUCGUGGCCAGUUGAUGGCAUUUUCUCGGCCGAUCAAAGGAUAAUAUAUGAAGGCGUUCUCAAAGCCCACGAUGCCGUAUUGGCGGCUAUGAAACCUGGGGUCAGCUAUGUGGACAUGCACUUACUUUCGCAUCGCGUGCUGACGCAACAUUUGCUUGAGUUUGGUUUAUUUCAAAAUGGGACAGUUGAUGAGUUAAUGGACCAUGAGAUUUCGGCUUAUUUUUAUCCUCACGGCUUGGGCCACAUGAUGGGUUUAGACACUCAUGAUGUUGGUGGGAUUCCCAUUGGUUACGAGCGUUCAACAAAAAAGAUUCUAGCCAAAUUGCGCUGUGUGCGAAAUCUGGAGAGGAAUAUGGUAUUGACGGUCGAGCCGGGCUGCUACUUUAUCGAAGCUCAAAUCCAGGCGGUACUGGAUAAUUCGGUGACGGCAAAAUUUAUCAACCAGGAAAUGCUUUCUCGUUUUCGUGGCACGGGUGGCGUUCGAAUUGAGUCAGAUGUGGUCGUCACGGCAACUGGUGUUGAGUGCAUGACUAAAGUGCCACGAACAGUCGAAGAAAUUGAAGCGACCAUGUUAAAAGCAUAA
Molecule: messenger RNA, 1650 nt
Organism: Plasmopara halstedii
Lineage: Eukaryota; Oomycota; Peronosporomycetes; Peronosporales; Peronosporaceae
Product: xaa-pro metalloprotease family
Exons: 1
Coding region: 1-1650 (549 amino acids)
Molecular function (GO): metalloaminopeptidase activity; manganese ion binding
Source: RefSeq, a predicted model, not a curated record